Molecule: messenger RNA, 2073 nt
Organism: Ailuropoda melanoleuca (giant panda)
Lineage: Eukaryota; Metazoa; Chordata; Mammalia; Carnivora; Ursidae
Gene: OLFML3
Product: olfactomedin like 3
Exons: 3
Coding region: 711-1748 (345 amino acids)
Biological process (GO): signal transduction
Source: RefSeq, a predicted model, not a curated record
GACUCCCGGCCGGUUCUCCCGCUGCCAUGGGGCCCCGCACACCUCUCCUCGCCUUGUUCCUUUUGUCAUGGCUGCGACCCCUUCAAGGACAGCAGCAGCACCUCGUGGAGUACAUGGAGCGCCGACUCGCUGCCUUAGAGCCACAGAGCGAUUCCAAAGCAAACAGGCCUUCGUGUUUUACGCCGAGAGUGCGUGGAACAAGGGGCCGGCGGACAUGAGAGCUAGCAUGGUAGGAGAGCGUCGCAGGAGGGGCUGCUGGUUCUGUGACAGCUGCCAGUUCGCAGGGAGUCGCAGCUUUCUGUCUUUCUAACAGUUUGAAGUCUGUGGCUUUCCCAAGUGGAAAUCUGGGCAUUCCCAGGAGGAGAGCUGUACAGUGGAGCAGGACCCCUUACGGCCUUCGCGCACGUAGGCCGCACCGGUGGCCCGGAGGACACGAAGUGGGGGUAGAGGCCUAGGUGAUCCGAGCCGGGCUUUUCGCACAUUUAGCGUCUCUGAAUAUCUGGUUUCCUUUGGGGGGGGGUUGAAGGGGAGUCGGUGCCUGGCUGAGUUCGUGCUUUCUCCCGCUCCUCACUCCCCGCUUGGGCCUCUCCCUGCCCGGGAGUUGUAACCCUCAGCCCCUCUCCUGGCCCCCCUCCCGGCAGGAACGGCUGGCCCAGUGCCAGGACCAAAGUAGCCGGCAUGCCGCUGAGCUGAGGGACUUCAAGAACAAGAUGCUGCCGCUGCUGGAGGUGGCCGAGAAGGAGCGCGAGGCCCUCAGAACCGAGGCCGACACCAUCUCGGGGAGAGUAGACCGUCUGGAGCGGGAGGUUGACUACCUGGAGACCCAGAACCCGGCUCUACCCUGUGUGGAGGUUGAUGACAAGGUGACCGGAGGCCCUGGGAUCAAAGGCAAGGGCAGAAGAAAUGAGAAGUACGACAUGCUGACAGACUGUGGCUACACAAUCUCUCAGGUGAGAUCCAUGAAGAUCCUGAAGCGGUUCGGUGGCCCAGCUGGUCUAUGGACCAAGGAUCCCAUGGGGCCAACAGAGAAGAUCUACGUAUUAGAUGGGACACAGAACGACACGGCCUUUAUCUUCCCAAGGCUGCGGGACUUCACCCUCGCCAUGGCCGCACGGAAAGCUUCCCGGGUCCGGGUGCCCUUCCCCUGGGUAGGCACGGGGCAGCUGGUGUAUGGUGGCUUUCUUUAUUACGCCCGGAGGCCACCUGGAGGACCUGGAGGGGGCGGUGAGCUGGAGAACACUUUGCAGCUCAUCAAAUUCCACCUGGCAAACCGGACCGUGGUGGACAGCUCAGUAUUCCCGGCGGAGGGUUUGAUCCCCCCGUACGGGCUGACAGCAGACACGUACAUCGACCUGGCCGCUGACGAGGAGGGCCUUUGGGCUGUCUAUGCCACUCGGGAAGAUGACAGGCACUUGUGUCUGGCCAAGUUAGACCCCCAGACCCUGGACACCGAGCAGCAGUGGGACACCCCGUGUCCCAGAGAGAAUGCCGAGGCUGCCUUUGUCAUCUGCGGGACCCUGUACGUGGUCUAUAACACCCGCCCUGCCAGCCGCGCCCGCAUCCAGUGCUCCUUUGAUGCCAGCGGCACCCUGACCCCUGAAAGGGCAGCACUCCCGUAUUUCCCCCGCCGAUAUGGGGCCCAUGCCAGCCUCCGCUAUAACCCCCGAGAGCGCCAGCUCUAUGCCUGGGAUGACGGCUACCAGAUUGUCUAUAAGCUGGAGAUGAGAAAGAAAGAGGAAGAAGUCUGAGGACCUAGCUCUGGUUGGUGAAUCUCUCUCACCUCUACACAUUUUUUAUCUCCACGACGUUUCCCGCUCCUCGUUCUCCAGAUGUGGGCAAGUUGUGGUUCGGGGCCUGUAUCUGCAGCCAAUGGAAGCCAGAUUCUCACAGCCCCUCCGGUUCCUGUGGGACCUUAGAUCUUGAGAGAUCCUUUUGGAGCUGAAAGAGAGACAACCCUAAGUGUCCACUCCCCUCCUGCCCCGUGGCAAUGAAUUUUGGGCCAAAGACCACGCAGACCCAGUGCUCUGACCCUUGUAUGGGGGCAACCCCAGCAAAUGCGCAACAGAAUAUUGC